Messenger RNA from Aspergillus costaricaensis CBS 115574, 450 nucleotides. RefSeq lists its product as uncharacterized. The record is from RefSeq and is a predicted model, not a curated record. Bases 81 to 392 code for a protein of 103 amino acids. The transcript has a single exon. NCBI's taxonomy places the organism in Eukaryota, Fungi, Ascomycota, Eurotiomycetes, Eurotiales, Aspergillaceae.
CAAGUUCUUAAUACUCUUAAUUGGUUUACUUCAACUUUGACUUCCCAAUUAUCAUCUGGAAUUACCGAUUGUACAGCAACAUGCUCCCCACCGCCGCCCGUCUCGCCGCUGCUCGCGUCACUCUCUUCACCCGCGCCAAUUGCGGCCUCUGCGACACCGCCAAACUCACCGUCACGAAGCUGCACAAGCGCCGUCCCUUCGACUACACCGAGUUGGAUAUCCAGCUCCCGAGCAAUAAGCCUUGGAAGGAUGUCUACGAUUUUGAUGUUCCCGUGCUACACGUCCAGUCGGUCCAGAGUGACGCGUCGUUGUCGGAUCCGAAGAAGCUGUUUCAUCGGUGGACGGAGCAGGAGAUGGAGACAUUGAUCGACGAGGCGGAGAAGAAGCAGUAGCUGGAGACAGCUGUCUAGGAUUGUGUAUAUAUAUAUAUAUAUAUACUGUAAAUAUGCA